AUGCACUCUCGUGCGCCAAAAUUGUCCGCCCCUACGACCGCCUCGUGUUGGCUGGCCUCGAGUCCCGCCGUGGCAAAGUCGCCCCUCUUCCAGCCCUCCUCGUCUUCUCCACUCGCCUCUCUUCCGUCCAGACACACGGUACACACAGUACACACGGUACACACGGUACACACGGUACACACCGUAAACAUGGUACUGGACGGUACAGAUGGGACAGAAACAAGCCCUACAUUUCGCGUCUUGCCCCGUCCCCCCUUGCUUCUCAUGCCAGUGGUUCAGAAGACGCACGCAAUCGUUUGGAGCACGCAACAAGCUGACGAAACCACCAUCAUACAGACUACACACCCCUCGUCCCGACCAGGCCGGCCGAGUCAUCAUGGUGGCCCUCUCUUGGCUUGUCCCACUCCGACGUUCACUCAAGCGAGUCUUCUGCCAAUUCUGACGCCACAACCGGCCUCCAUGGCGCCGGAUCUACCGCAACCCUCGGCUGUCUCGAGGAGACAUGUCACCUGCUUGACACGCCUCGAUGAAACACGAAUCAACCUCGUUUCGAGUCCCACCUGUCCUUUUUCCGAUUGGCCGGUAUCUCCGGCCUCGAGCCUCCAGCGGACCUGGCGCCCGCAACCAGCCAAUUCAACAUGCCGAGGCAUAAGAGGUGGGAAGAGUUGGUCUGUCCUCCCCAGUUUGGCAAGCAUGGUCAAACUGUACAGUGACAUGCUGGCUGUUUUUAGAAUUGGCGUCUACGCGAAGACGGGGAUGCCAACAAGCGGCAAUUUAGUGGAUGAGCGAUUCUGGCCCUUGACCGGUCCGAGGCCACAUCGGCAACAGUCGACAACGUUUCCACCGGUCCCACCAGGCCCCAGUUUACAGGAAGACAUCGGAUGCAUUUGCCCUUUCGAGCCCCUCGAACAGAUGUUAGCGUUGCCACGGCUUCUGCUCAAGCGUGACGACGCUUGGACAAGCCUGUGUCCAGUCGACCGGCCAGCCGGCACCGGCAACCGCCAGUCUAGCAGAGUCUGA
Messenger RNA from Protopolystoma xenopodis, 1020 nucleotides. The record is from the annotation of a GenBank genome assembly. NCBI's taxonomy places the organism in Eukaryota, Metazoa, Platyhelminthes, Monogenea, Polystomatidea, Polystomatidae.